Malania oleifera is the source of this 2536-nucleotide messenger RNA. Its product is annotated as subtilisin-like protease 4. The record is from RefSeq and is a predicted model, not a curated record. Gene Ontology annotation, molecular function: serine-type endopeptidase activity. Gene Ontology annotation, biological process: proteolysis. The transcript has 3 exons. The coding region runs from base 1 to 2445 and encodes 814 amino acids. NCBI's taxonomy places the organism in Eukaryota, Viridiplantae, Streptophyta, Magnoliopsida, Santalales, Ximeniaceae.
AUGGGGUGGUACAACAAGCUCAACAGUGGCCACGACCCGCCGGUCCUUUUGGGUUUCUUGAAAAUUAUUGAAGUUUGGAGUAUACCUCAGAUCUUUAGAUUACAACUUCUCCCACUUUAUAAUAUUAUCUAUUACAGGUUCUGUCAAAUUAUGACGCAACCUAUUUCAAUUUCCCAAGUGAGGGACACUUCAAAGACAAUCCUUGGAAAUGAAGUUGAUGAGCAGACCAACUUGCAGACAUACAUUGUUAUCGUAAAGCAAGCACCGACCACAGCCGAUGCUCAUGGAAAUUCCUCACAAAUAGCAGAUUACCUCCAGAAGUGGCAUAUGUCAUUUUUGCCGACCGGCACAAAUAGCCUUCCCCGACGAGAAAGAAUGGUAUGCUCCUAUCGAAAUGUAAUAUCUGGAUUUGCUGCUAAAUUUACUCCACAGGAAGUGGAAUCCAUGUCAGCAAUGGAUGGGUUUGUGCUAGCCUAUCCCGAGAGAAAACUACCUCUACACACAACCCACACCCCCCAGUUCCUGGGGUUGCACCCUGACAUGGGAUUCUGGAAAGAUUCAAAUUUUGGUAAAGGUAUCAUAAUUGGAGUCAUGGACACCGGAAUACACCCAACCCACGUUUCAUUAAAUGAUGAAGGAGUCCCACCCCCACCAUCUAAAUGGAAAGGGAAGUGCGAGUUUAACCAAACAGUGUGUAAUAACAAGCUUAUUGGGGCGAGAAAUUUCAAAAAUUAUAGCCAAAAUGAUGAGGACAACAUUAGAAGAACUGCUCCAUUUGACGUGGUCGGCCAUGGCACUCAUACAGCAACUACAGCAGCUGGCAAUUUCGUUGCGGGCGCUAAUGUGUUUGGCAAUGCCAAUGGCACAGCUGCUGGCACGGCGCCUUUAGCUCACUUGGCUAUUUACAAGGUAUGCGCCGAAGGGGACUGUGUUGAUAGCGAUGUCCUAGCUGCUUUUGACGCAGCCUUGGAGGAUGGGGUGGACAUAAUUUCGCUGUCCUUUGGCACGGGUUCUGCAGCUUUUUUCAACAACUCAAUCGCACUUGGCACAUUUCGCGCAAUGCAGGAAGGAAUUUUUGUUAGCUGUUCAGCAGGGAACUCUGGUCCAAACAAUGGUACGAUAGGUAACGAAGCCCCUUGGUUCCUCACCGUCGGGGCGAGCACCAUCGACAGAAGCAUAAGAGCAACAGUGCGCCUUGGAAAUGGAGAGGAGCUUGACGGGGAAUCUGCUUUCCAACCCACGGAUUUCCCUUCUACAUUACUACCUUUAGUUUACCCAGGCAUGAACGGUAACCAGUCUUCUGCACUUUGUAGCACAGGAUCAUUGGGAGGAAUCGAAGUGAAAGGAAAGGUGGUAUUGUGUGAGCGAGGCCUGAAUGCCUCAAGAAUCGCCAAAGGGCAGGAAGUGAAAGACGCCGGUGGGGCUGCCAUGGUUUUGGUGAAUCGAGCGGUCCAUGGAUUUAGUACGCUUGCAGAAGUGCAUGUUCUUCCUGCAGCACAUGUUAGCUAUGAUUUGGGGUUGAAAAUCAAAGCCUAUCUAAACUCCACAUCACAACCUACAGCUACGAUCAUGUUUAAGGGAACUACUUUUGGGAUUACUUCAGCUCCAUCAGUUACUUCCUUCUCUUCUAGAGGCCCAAACAAGCCAAGCCCUGGCAUUUUGAAACCUGAUAUUAUUGGGCCUGGGAUUAGCAUUUUAGCUGCAUGGCCAUUUCCUUUGGAGGGCAACACAACUUCGAACUCAACUUUAAACACAACCUCUACUUCAAAUUUAACAUAUAACAUGGUUUCUGGCACAUCAAUGUCAUGCCCCCAUCUUAGUGGCAUUGGAGCUUUGCUCAAAAGUUCCCAUCAAGACUGGUCACCAGCUGCCAUUAAGUCUGCAAUCAUGACUUCUGCGAAUGUAGUAGACCUUGAAGGGAAGUUAAUCACUGAUGAAACGGGUCUCCCAGCUAGCAUCUUCGCCACCGGCGCUGGCCAUGUGAACGCUUUAAAAGCAAACGACCCGGGACUCAUUUACGACAUUGAACCUGACGACUACUUGCCAUAUUUAUGUGGUUUAGGUUAUACUGACAAUGAGGUUUGGGGCAUCACUCGACGUGUUGUGAAUUGUUCACAAGAAACCAGUAUACCUGAGGCGCAACUUAACUAUCCUUCAUUUUCUAUCAUGUUGGGUGAUGCACCAAAAAAUUAUACUAGGACAGUGACAAAUGUUGGCCAAGCUAAUUCCUCUUAUACGCUAGAGGUAACUACACCAGGAGGAGUUGAUGUGAGUGUGAAGCCUGACAAGCUUGAGUUCUCCAUGUUAAACCAGAAGAUAACGUAUGUAGUGACCUUUAGUCGAACCAAUAGUGGCAACCCUAAUGGGGCAUUUGCUCAGGGAUUUUUAACAUGGGUUUCGGGCAAUCUAUCUGUUAAAAGCCCAAUUUCCGUCAAGUUUGAGUGAGUAUGGAUUUAUAUGAUCCGUACAUGCACGUUGCAAUGAAUAAUAUGAAUAUUAAUAAUAAAAGUAUUCAAAUUAAGUUGAAACAAGAAAA